AUGUAUUGGAUGUGAUAAAGAUAAAAAUUAAAUAGAAUUUUCAAAAGUUAGAUUAAAAGAUAUUAUUUAAAAUUGGGAAAAUAAUGUAAUAAUAAGAAAAUCAUUAAAUUUAAAAUUUAAUCGAGAUAAUAUAUUAAAAUUAAAUAAUAAUCUUUAAGUUGGUUAAAUUAAGAUUGAUUAAUAAUAAUUGAUCCCAAGAAUUAUUAAAAUUAUGUAUCCAAAAAUGAAUAUGUAAGAAUAUAAAGAAUUCAAAAUGAAUCUUGUUUUUCUUAAUUAAAUGAUAUCUUUAUGUAAUGAAUGUUUUACUAAUAUAUUCAAUAAACAAGAAUUAUAAUCAUAAAAGUAUUCAAUCUUUAGAUAAAAUAUAAAAAGAAUUCAUAUGAAAACAUAAAUUGAUGAUGCCUCAGAUUUAAUAUAUAAUAUAUAACCAAUUCAAACAACAACCAAUAAAAUUGAUUUACUAUUCAAUUUUAAUUAAAAUAAAACUAUUCUUAAUUACACUAGUAAAAGAAUUAAUGGAGAAUAACUAUAAAUACCUUAAAUUAAACAUUUAUCAAAAACUAUUUUUAAAGAUUAUCAUCAUAACAAUUCUAAUUUUAAAACCAAUUAAUCAUCAAAAUAAGAAUAAUAAAAUUCACACUUUAAAGAUUUUGAAUGA
This is a messenger RNA of Paramecium pentaurelia, 658 nucleotides long. The record is from the annotation of a GenBank genome assembly. NCBI's taxonomy places the organism in Eukaryota, Ciliophora, Oligohymenophorea, Peniculida, Parameciidae.